AUGUCUCUCCCGCUCCCCCGCCCCUCCCCGUCGCCUACAUCCUGCUACAACCCUGCCUCGGCCUUCCCCGUUGCCUGCUUCCCGCCCCUGUUGGCCUUCCCCUUCGCCCACGUCCCUCCACGACCCUGCCUCAGCCUACUCCAUCGCCCGCGUCCCGCCCCUGUCCCCUUCCCCCCUCCCCCCACGUCCCUCCGCGACCCUGCCUCGGCCUACACCGUCGCCCGCGUCUCGCCCCUUCCGCCUCCCCCCUCGCCCACGUCCCUCCGCGACCCUGCCUCGGCCUACACCGUCACCCGCGUCUUGCCCAUAUCCUGCCUCAGCCUACUCCUGCCUCAGCCUACUCCGUCGCCCGCGUCUCGCCCCUUCCGCCUUCCCCCUCGCCCACGUCCCUCCGCGACCCUGCCUCGGCCUACACGUCACCAGCGUCUUGCCCCGUCCGCCUUCCCCACCCUCGCGCCCGUCCUCCGCGACCCUGCCUCGGCCUACACCGUCGCCCGCGUCUCGCCCCUUCCGCCUUCCCCCUCGCCCACGACCCUCCGCGACCCUGCCUCGGCCUACACCGUCGCCCGCGUCUCGCCCUUCCGCCUUCCCCCUAAACCCCACGUCCCUCGCGACCCUGCCUCGGCCUACACCGUCACCGGCGUCUUGCCCUUAUCCUGCCUCAGCCUACUCCGUCGCCCGCGUCUACGCCCCUUCCCCUUCCCCCUCGCCCGUCCCUCCGCGACCCUGCCUCGGCCUACACGUCGCCAGCGUCUCGCCCUUCCGCCUUCCCCUCGCCCCACGUCCCUCCGCGACCCUGCCUCGGCCUACACCGUCACCCGCGUCUUGCCCAUAUCCUGCCUCAGCCUACUCCGUCGCCCGCGUCUCGCCCCUUCCGCCUUCCCCCUCGCCCACGUCCCUCCGCGACCCUGCCUCGGCCUACACCGUCACCCGCGUCUUGCCCAUAUCCUGCCUCAGCCUACUCCGUCGCCCGCGUCUCGCCCCGUCCGCCUUCCCCCUCGCCCACGUCCCUCCGCGACCCUGCCUCGGCCUUCCUCGCUGCCUGCGUCCCGCCCCCUGUCGGCCUUGCCCGUCGCCCACGCCCUGCCACUAUCCUGCCUCAGCCUACACCGUCGCCCGUUUCCCUUUCCCGCCACUAUCCUGCCUCAGCCUACUCUGUCGCCCGUUUCCCGCCACUAUCCUGCCUCAGCCUACUCUGUCGCCCGUUUCCCGCCACUAUCCUGCCUCAGCCUACUCUGUCGCCCGUUUCCCGCCACUAUCCUGCCUCAGCCUACUCUGUCGCCCGUUCCCGCCACUAUCCUGCCUCAGCCUACACCGUCGCCCGUUUCCCGCCACUAUCCUGCCUCAGCCUAUUCUGUCGCCCGCGUCCCGCCCCCUGUCGGCCUUGCCCGUCGCCCACCUCCCGCCACAACUCUGCCUCAGCCUACGCCAGUCGCCUGUUUCCCGCCACUAUCCUACCUCAGCUUACUCAGUCGCCCGCGUCCCGCCCCCUCCUCGGCCUACACCUUCGCCUGUUUUCCGCCACUAUCCUGCCUCGGCCUAUACCUUCGCCCGUGUCCACCUUUGCCCGCGUCCCACCCCCUUUUCGGCCUUCCCCGUCGUCCGCGUCCCGCCCCUUGUCUGCCUUCUCAGUCGCCUGCAUCCCUCCACUGGCCUUCUAGGUCGUCUGUGUCCCACCGCUGCCCCCUUUCUCACGCCCUUCUCAAGACCAGCCGUCUAACAAUCGGCCAUCGGCCAUAUUUCGCCCCGACACGCCACAUCCUCACAACCAUCUUGAGACUUUCUCAAGACCACCCCACUCUGGUUUUUAAUGGUUGUCCACCCCGCACCCGUUCCUCAGAAACUUCUCAAGACCUUCGGGUCAAACCCAAGGCCUCAGCUACACUCCCGGCCCCACUCGGCACUUUUUUUUCUGUGGAAGAAAACGGUCCUCAAGACCACCCCACCCCGGUUUUUAAUGGUUGUCCACCCCGCACCCGUUCCUCAGAAACUUCUCAAGACCUUCGGGUCAAACCCAAGGCCUCAGCUACACUCCCGGCCCCACUCGGCACUUUUUUUUCUGUGGAAGAAAACGGUCUCGCUGGGCAUCAGUCCUAA
Rattus rattus (black rat) is the source of this 2097-nucleotide messenger RNA. RefSeq names its product proline-rich protein 36-like. NCBI's taxonomy places the organism in Eukaryota, Metazoa, Chordata, Mammalia, Rodentia, Muridae. The coding region runs from base 1 to 2097 and encodes 698 amino acids. The record is from RefSeq and is a predicted model, not a curated record. The transcript has a single exon.